CCAACUAAUAUAUGUACAGAGAAGAGGGUAUGCAUCCAUCCAUCUCUAACCACAUAACAGAACCAUCCACUAGGUAUCAUUUUAUUCUCCCACUCCUGGUCUAAGUAGCUAUUCCCAACAGUCUCGUCCUCUCAAAGCCAUUUUAUUCUUCACCGCCAGGUAAUCUCCAGUCUCUGAUUUCAUAUAUCUAUUCCUUUCCGUUCACUCAUUCUUUCACUUACUUUUCUUCCUUUUUGGAGAUCUUAACUGGAAUAUAUAUAUAUAUAUAUAUUCGAACUCUCCUCCUUCAUCUUACCCCUCCGAAGCCUGUAUCAUAUUACUCAUUCAUCUCUUGAUCACAUCAUUUCCCCAGAGUAUCACACCUUUCUACUAUCACCCCUCCAUAUUAUCAGCGGAGAAUCUCCACAUAUUCCACAUCCUUCGUUUGGAACCCAACUCAUAACAGAAUAUACCAAAUCUUCUCCUCACCUUAGGAAAUACGGCAGAAUAUACUCAAGCCAAUCUCAUCUUCACCUUCUAGAGACUCAAGCAACAACGUCACAAUGGCUCCAGAUUUGAAUACCGUUCCUUCUUCUCCACGGCUUGAGAAAAAGUCAACCCUUCCUUUCAACACUACCAACAAUAUGCCUUCAGGUUCGAAGCCAAACAUUCUUUACAUCAUGGCAGAUCAACUGGCAGCACCUUUAUUAAAGAUGCACAAUCCUAAAUCUCAAAUUCAAACACCAAAUCUUGAUGGCCUUGCAAAAGAUGCCGUCGUCUUCGAUUCCGCAUAUUGUCCUUCACCACUGUGCGCUCCUUCUCGAAUGUCCAUGGUAACUGGUCAAUUACCUUGCAGAAUUGGUUCAUAUGAUAAUGCCAGUUCUAUCGACCCAUCCACUCCAACCUACGCACAUUACCUACGAGCAGCAGGAUAUGAAACUACAUUGGCAGGAAAGAUGCACUUUAUUGGAGAACAAUUGCAUGGCUAUGAGAGUCGAUUGACAAGUGAUAUUUACCCUGGAGAUUAUGGUUGGGCUGUCAAUUGGGAAGAUCCAGAUAAAAGAUUGGAAUGGUACCACAAUGCCAGCUCUAUCUUACAAGCUGGUAUUUGUGUGCGAAGUAAUCAAUUGGAUUAUGAUGAGGAGGUGAUGUAUAAGUCAACUCAAUUCCUUUAUGAUCAUGUCCGUAAAGGACCAGAUGCCAGACCAUUUUGCAUGACUGUAAGUUUCACAUUACCCAUUCAGUUUCAUUUUCGCUGACUUUUCAUCUCAGGUUUCCCUCACUCAUCCUCACGACCCUUAUAACAUCCAAAAGAAAUUCUGGGAUCUUUAUGAAGGUGUUGAUAUUGAUCUACCGGAGACCAAAAUUCCACAAGAAGAGUUAGAUGCACACAGCAAGCGGCUGUUGAAAGUUUGUGAUCUUUGGGGUAAAGAAUUCACGGAUGAACAAAUCAAGAGAGCUAGGCGUGCAUAUUAUGGAGCAGUCAGUUACGUUGAUGAUUGCAUUGGAAAAUUACUUCAAGUCUUGAAGGAUUGUCGACUUGAUGAAAACACAAUUAUUGUUUUCAGUGGUGAUCAUGGUGAUAUGCUUGGAGAGCGUGGCCUUUGGUAUAAGAUGUCUUAUUUUGAGGCAUCUGUACGGGUACCUCUUCUCGUUCAUUACCCAAAAUGGUUCAAUGCACACCAUGUAUCGGAAAAUGUUUCUACAUUGGAUAUUCUUCCAACAUUGGCCGAUCUUACCAAUGUUGCAUUAUGGCCAGGUCUUCCUAUGGAUGGUUCAUCCCUUCUUCCACAUCUUCAAUCACGCCCAGGUGGAUCUGAUACAGUAUUUGCGGAAUAUUGUGGUGAAGGUACCAUUUCACCAAUGAUGAUGAUUAGACGUGGAACAUGGAAAUAUAUCACAUGUCCAGCAGAUCCGGAUCAACUUUACAACCUUGCUGAUGAUCCUAAGGAAGUUGUCAACCUUGCAUCUCUCCCUGCUAAACAUCCACUUAUGACGGAAGGAACCAUCAAAUUUUUGAAAGAUUUCCAAGCUGAAGCAGCAGCUAAAUGGGAUUUUGAAAAGAUUACUAAUGAUGUUUUAAUUUCUCAACGUCAAAGACGUCUUGUUUGGAGUGCUCUUAAAGUUGGUAAAUUUACUAGCUGGGAUCAUAAUCCAAAUGAUGAUGGUCGUGAGAAAUAUAUUCGAUCACAUAUUCCACUUGAUGAUCUUGAACUUCGAGCUAGAUUUCCUCCAGUUGAUAGUCAUGGAAGAGAUUUGACUGAAGUUGGUAUAGGUGGUUUGGGUGCCAGUGGUACGGGAGGUGUGGUUUAUGGUCAAGCUGGCUCUCAUGGUCUAUGAUCUUUCUUUUAAUUUGAAGCAUUGCAUAUUAAUAUUUGAGCGGGCGUUGGAAUUUUUGAGGAAGGUAUCGCGAGCAUGAUUGUUAUAUACCAAAUUAGGUUUACGUUUUUCAUUUUUGGCUUUUAAAGUAUUAUGGCAUUGCGAGGUUUUAAGGAUAGGAUGAUGAAAUUAUGAUAUUUGACAUGGGGAUAUAUGAAUGAAGGAGCGAAAAUGGGAAACAAUUGAUAGCUUUGCAUGGAUAUUCAUUAAGGAUAAUUUACAUUAUAAAAUCCCCAUCUUCCACUUAAC
Molecule: messenger RNA, 2607 nt
Organism: Sclerotinia trifoliorum
Lineage: Eukaryota; Fungi; Ascomycota; Leotiomycetes; Helotiales; Sclerotiniaceae
Source: the annotation of a GenBank genome assembly